CCGCUGAACUGUCAAAAACCUUAAUAAUUUGCCAUGGCCAAGUCUAAGAAUCAUACAAAUCACAACCAGAACAAGAAGGCGCAUCGCAAUGGCAUUAAGCGACCGAUGCGUAAGCGCCACGAAUCCACCUUGGGUAUGGAUGUGAAAUUCCUGAUCAACCAGCGUUAUGCACGCAAGGGCAAUCUGUCGCGUGAGGAGGCAGUGAAACGCUACAAUGAACGCGUUGCUGCCCAGGCUGGCAAGCCCAAGCCCGUUGCUUUGUAAAUUCCUUACAAGAUUUGAACUUUUUAGCGAGAAAGUCGGGUCGAGUAAUGAAUAAAGAAAAACAUUUUUACUAAAUACAAAAGUAAAA
Scaptodrosophila lebanonensis is the source of this 352-nucleotide messenger RNA. RefSeq names its product 60S ribosomal protein L29 (gene RpL29). The record is from RefSeq and is a predicted model, not a curated record. Gene Ontology annotation, biological process: cytoplasmic translation. Gene Ontology annotation, cellular component: cytosolic large ribosomal subunit; ribosome. NCBI's taxonomy places the organism in Eukaryota, Metazoa, Arthropoda, Insecta, Diptera, Drosophilidae. Gene Ontology annotation, molecular function: structural constituent of ribosome. The transcript is spliced from 3 exons. Bases 34 to 264 code for a protein of 76 amino acids.